CUCCGUUCGGACUACCUUCUUCACGUUUAUACGUGAGACAGCACACCACUCAAGUGUCUCUCCCAACUCAACUUCAAGUCGGGUUCUCAAGUUACAGUUGCACCGCCAUUUCUUUUUCUUUUUUCUUUUCCCUUCUCUCUGCUGUGUAAACUGGGGUUUUUUUUUUAUCUGGUGGCUGCGUGAAUUCUCGUAUCGCAUGACCAUGGUCCUCCACAGCGGCGGCGCAUCGCGGGAAGAGAGGCUAGACCCUGGGGGAUGGUUGCCCUGGAGCUAGGUAGCAUGGCGGCAGUCAGUAUUGAUGGAUCCCUAUUUCGAGCAACCCACCCUCCCCUUGUCCUCGUCAGCCUGUUUCUUGUCCAACUAAGGACUUCUUGUUGUUUCUGCCGGCCCCGUUGCGUGGUGUCCCUCCACUGGCCACUCAGUGGCGGAGCGCUUACUCGCUGGUGCCCUUCUUUGGCACCGCGCUGUUCCGCCUUCCUUCCGGGUCAUGCGUGUCACCUGCUCUGCUCUGCUUUGACCCUCGCGUCCUCACUCUCUUUCUCACUCACCUUUUUCUGACUACGCACCCACCUGCAUACUUCCAUACACACUACGCUGCAUCCAGCACACACACUCUUUUCUCACCUUCGCUUUGCAAUCAUCACUCCACACAAUCACCUACUUCACCCAGCUGUCUCUCCAUCUGUCCAUCUACUCGACCACUCACGGCCGCGUCUGCGCUACCACCUCCUUUAAUCAACUCACCCACGCACCCUGCCUGAAACGCCCCACAGCCACUUCUUACUAUACAUAAUACCAUACACCCUCCGCUACCUUCCUUGAUCUUUUCUGCCGUCCUCUACGGCCGUCUCUCCACUUUCGUUUCUUCCACCCGCAAACAAAACAUCAUGCUGAGCACAAUGCGCUCGUCCUGGCUGCUGUUCGCCCUCUUCGCUCUCUUCGCCUUCUCUUCCGCUCUCAACAUCGGCGACCUCAACCUCGAUGGCAUAGAGGAAUAUCUCAACCACGGCGUCAAGCGCCAGGCUCAGGGUACCGGCAACACUCCCACACAGCAACCUACCUCGGCGCCUCCCACUUCUGCACCACCAUCCACCCCCGAACCUUCACCCGAACCCACCCCUACACCGGAACCCUCGACCGACAACCCUCCUAGCUCCAAUAACCCUCCUUCGUCUGGAAACAACGACAACACCUCUCCACCUGCCUCUUCCCGAGAUCCGGCCACUUCCGCUCCACCUACUUCCAGUGCCAACCCUCCGCGCUCCUCGAGCAGCGAUAUAACUGCUCCCGUCACCGAGACCACUCCGCUGGUAACCCUUUCCACAAGCGAUGUUGUCACCACCUACACCACCAAGAGUAACGGCCAGGACGUUGUCGCAACCAGUACCAGCAAGCAAGUCAGCACCCGCACCACUGGAAUGGCCACCAACACCAGGCUGCCCGGCACCCAGGGAAACGGCGGGUCUAGCAGUGACGGCAUGUCCUCCAAGACCAAGUCCAUCAUCGGCGGUGUCGUUGGAGGUGUUGGCGGUGCCCUUUUGCUUGGAGGUAUCGCGCUCGUGUGCUGGCGUAUGUGGGGCAAGAAGAAGAACCGUGUCACCGAGGACGAUGCCGACUUGAUGGCUGGCACCGGCGCUGCUCUGGGUGACAAGCCCCAGAACUCUACGCCUUUCCAGUCCAAUCUCGAGCAAUACCACAACCCAGGUGGCCGACCCAACGCCGCUGCCAACUUCUAAUCGAGCUUUUUCCUAGAUGGAUCGCCUUGUACAUAUAAAAAUGAUUUCUGACGACUAUUUCUGGAUCUGGCACGAGUUGGCAUAUGGCGCCCCGAGCACGUCGACAUACGACUAGACGGGUAGCUUCUCAGAUAGUGUUUGCUCCAGCAUCAAGAGGCUGGGUGGCUAUAUUGCUUUUCCAUAUUGCAUGGCAGGUGCGGCGUACCCAAGUUGCCUUUGGCUUUUUUUCGUAAUUUCUUUAAUGCUCUAUUCCCUCUUCUCAUCAUAUCCCAUGUAGUGUUCUUUAGCUAGCAUGACAGCAAUGUCAACCAUACCAUCAAAACCACCCUUCAUCCCACUCCAACAUUCUCUCUCUCUCUCUCGUUCACCAGCAACAUAUUGAGAUCGACGUGCCCAUGUCGUCAUAAAAGCUUGUCAUUGUCCUCGAGUGGACCCCGGGGCAAUGCGCCCAGAAAGUAACCCCUGUUUCUUUCGCGAUGUUCGCCCCUCCCGUCAUUUCGGCCCUUCCCACCCCAUGUAGGCGAGAAGCGGGUUGCCACGCUUUUGUCUUGUGCAGGACCUUCAU
Molecule: messenger RNA, 2301 nt
Organism: Periconia digitata
Lineage: Eukaryota; Fungi; Ascomycota; Dothideomycetes; Pleosporales; Periconiaceae
Source: the annotation of a GenBank genome assembly